GCUAGUGGCGUCGUAUGGCGCACGACGCGCUGCCGCCCCGGCGCCCCCCGGUGGGCGCUCUGCCCUCCUGUUGUGCCCCCUUGCGUUUACGGGCCCCCGCUCCUCGAAAUCCUGAUUCUUUGCUAGACAUUACGGCGAAAAAAGUGGCCGAAACCGUUCCUUUUGCACGGAUCGAAGAACGAUACAAUCGAAUUCCCGAACCGGUUCAAAGAAGAAUAGUUUUUUGGAGCUUCCCGAGGAACGAACGCGAUAUUUGCAUGUAUUCCAGCCUGAGCAGGGUACAGAGCAACCAAGAACCGGGUAGUUUGGCCUUCUGCAAGGGCAUGAAACUGCUGGAGACGGGAUGCGUAGACAAUGUCCUUCAAGUCGGGUUCCACCUGAGCGGCGUGGUGACGGCGCACAGGAAUUCACCCCCCGCCUCCCUGCCUUGCGGGGCUCCUGAGCCGCCCCACAAAUUCAAGGUGUCCGUCAGUUUUGACAGGUGCAAGAUCACGUCAGUAACAUGCACUUGCGACACUCGAGACAUCUUCUGGUGUCAACAUGUGGUAGCCCUGUCCCUUUACAGGAUCCGCAAUGCGGAAAGUGUCCGUUUGAGAGUUCCUAUAUCCGAGACCCUUUUGCAAAUGGAUCGGCAACAGCUGCAAAAGUUUGUGCAAUACCUCAUAGCCGAGCAUCACACAGAAGUAUUACCUACAGCGCAGAAAUUAGCUGACGAGAUACUUCAACAACGUAGUGAAAUCAAUCAGAUUGCAGGUGCUCCUGAUCCUACAGCAGGCGCCGCAGCCGAUGAUGCCCAUUCCUGGCAUCUCGACGAGACUCAAGUCUGCGAACAGGUACGCUCAUACCUCGCCCAAGGAGCCUACUACAAUGCCAACAAACAACUAAACUCCCUUUUUUCAAAAGUUCGCGAAAUGCUACGAGCGCAGGACUCCAACGGAGCACGUAUGCUCACGCUUAUCACCGAACAAUUUUUAGGGGACCCCAGACUAGUUCUAUGGAAGAGUCAAGGAACAGCAAUGACCGAUAAGUGUCGACAGUUAUGGGACCAAUUGGGUUCUUUAUGGGUUUGUAUAGCUUUAAGUCCCGGAUGUACACAACAAGAUAAGAAUCAGUGGAAAGCGUUGCUUGAAAAGUGGGUUCGUAUCGACGUAUGCCCUCCGGAAGACCCGGAUUUUCGCGUACAACAAGUGGGAGGACAUAGAGACUCUUAUUCAAACAGAGAUAGAGAUAGGGAUAGGUACUGGCAUGAGAGAGACAGGUAUUCUGAACGAAGAGAUAGGAGAGAACGUGACAGAGAGAGAGAUAGAGACAGAAAUAGGAGCUACUCUUCUUCGGAUACCUCCAGCGAUUCGGAUGAAGACGAGCAACAACAGCAACCCAGCUAUACUCAGAGAGGCAACAAAAGACUGCGGUUCUCCAACGGAAAGAACCAAAGCAAACCAUCAUUACCCAGAACGAUAUUUCAUAGAGCUUUAGAUGCAGUGAACAUGUCCUGGGAUAAUAUGCAUUUGAAAAACAUACUAUCUAGCGACACCUACUGUUCCCAUGUUCCUGACAAUUCCAGUUUGAAUGGUAGCUUUAAUUCCCAAGGCCAACCGCUAUGGCAUGAAUCCAUUCCUUGGUGUGCAGCAAGAGUUGACUCGUUGCGUUCCCAUGGCCACGCAGAGGCAGCUCUAAGAUUAGCUGUCUCCGUGGUUCGUACCAUGAAACAGCAACAGCUUCAAGCCCAGCGUCAGUGGCACGAAAGUCAGCAACAACAGCCCAGCACUUCGGGGUCGCAGUCCAAACCUUGCGUUUCACGAUGUCAGGGAUCCUGCGGAAGUAAUUCCUGCUCUACAACUAGCACCAAGGCACCCGCAAAUCCUGAUGGUUGGGUGGGACACCCAUUAGACCCAAUAGGGUGUCUAUUUGAUACUUUAGCUGAUGCUUCCACAGUUCCAGAUGAUCAAAGACCUCGGACACCUAGUUAUCUCGAUUUUGUGAGUAUGGAUGAGCAACUGAAUAACCUUAGACCCAGAUACCACCACGUUCCAGUAGUGGGUUCCAGGGACCGUUCAGAAACUUACCUCACCCUAGCCUUCGAAAUAGCCCUCAUCGGCCUGGGCCAGCAGAGAGUCAUGCCUGUGGGACUCUAUGCCCAAGAAAAAGCCUGUAAACAAGAAGACCGUUUAAUAGCCAAACUCCAAGAAAUUGAAUUAGACAAUAGCCUGGUAGCAGUCCUACGAAGACAAGCGAUCAUUUUACUGGAAGGCGGGCCAACUAGCGGUCUGGGUAUCGGAAUUCAUCCAGAAUCCAUCCCCAUGCAUACAUUCGCCAGGUUUUUGUUCCUCUCUUUGCUCAAUUUCUACCCAGACUUGGCCUAUGAAGUGGGACUAAGAGCUAUGAGAUUACCGUUACUUGAAGAGGCUGAUGAAAGUCAGGGGGGCUCUAGUGGGGCCGCAGCUGGCCGGCCCCCACGUUGGUUCACCCUGGGACACAUAGAGAGUCAGCAGUGCGCCCUGAGCAGCACCAUGUUGAGCGCGGCCAAAGGAGAGGUUAUGAGACUUCGCACGGUUUUAGAGUCAUCUCAGCGCCACAUUCACAGCUCUUCACACCUCUUCAAGCUCGCCCAAGACGCAUUUCGCUUUGCAACACCUGAGAGUGGACCAAGGCAUCCAACACUUCUCAGUGUAGCUUUCGAGCUGGGUCUUCAGGUGAUGCGCAUGACGCUGUCUUCGCUCAAUUGGCGUCGAAGGGAGAUGGUACGCUGGCUAGUGACCUGCGCAGUAGAACUGGGAUUAGAUGCGCUGGUGUCUCUCAUGCAGAAUUGGUUCCAGUUUUUCACGGCUACAGAGGCUGCCGGUCCUGUUGCUACAACCAUCAUGUCAAGAGGCACUAUGGUUCGUUUGCAGCUGAGUUUCCCGCAGCAAGAAGAACUGAGCGGGUGUGCUAGGACACUUGCGUUACAAUGUGCCACCAAGGAUCCUCCUAACUGUGCCUUAAACGCGCUGACUCUAUGCGAAAACGAGGCUUUAGCUUUUGAAACAGCCUACCAAAUAGUAGUCGACGCCGCCUCACACAUCAUGACUUCUUCACAAUUAUUUACCAUCGCUCGCUACAUGGAACACCGAGGCUACCCUACGAGGGCCUACAAACUUGCCAUGCUCGCCAUGAAAAACGUUCAUCUAGCCUACAACCAAGACACCCAUCCGGCUAUUAACGAUAUUCAUUGGGCAAUGGCUUUAGCUCAUUCUUUAGGCAAGACAGAGCUGGGCCAUAUGGUUCCGCUCCUGGUUAAAAACGUACAAUGUGCCACUGUACUGAGCGAUGUCUUACGACGAUGCGGCGCUUCCGCUCCUGGAGGCCCACCAUUGGCUGGACCUCACCCUGAUGUCAAACACGGGCCCCAUAGGCGGGGCUGUUCGGCGCCGGGACCUAAGCCUCUCUCCUUUGAUCGUCCACCAUUACGACCUCUUUUAGAGGCUGCUGUAGCAGCUUAUAUCAACACCACCCAUUCGAGGCUAACGCAUAUAUCGCCACGUCACUAUGCUGAUUUUAUUGACUUUUUGGGCCGGGCAAGAGACACCUUUGCGUUAGCCCAUGAUGGACACUCGCAGUUUGCGCAGCUUAUAGAGAAUAUGAAGGUGGCAUACAAAGGUAAGAAGAAGCUCAUGUUCCUGGUGAAGGAGAGGUUCGGCUGAUGAUGGCUGAAGAGACGUUGCGUAGUAGCGCCGCCGACUGACCGUUUGCGAUCUCAUAAUCUGCCCUAUAGGCCCGGGGCCCCAUUUGAACCAAAGAUUGGAGCGCUAAGCCGAAUGCUUCCUUGAAUAUCUCCAAGUACAAAUCGUUAAUAUUAUCGUAUGUUAAGGACUCAACUCUGUACGUUUAGCGCUUAUCAUUUUGAUUUCUACCUACCUCCGUCGAUUCAUUUAGGACUAAAAUGAUGACUGUGUUGACGUGCAACCACUUCUCAACUGUGUAUUAAGUCUACCGAGAAUAUUUCUACGUUUGUUUUGUAAUAGUUAAAGGGAUCACACAUGGCGUUCUUUUUUGACAGUUUUACCAUAGUAUAAGGAAACUAGUAGUUUUACUCCUUGUCAAAUCCUUUGUUCUUUUUCUGUGAUGUGACCAC
This is a messenger RNA of Sitophilus oryzae (rice weevil), 4111 nucleotides long. Its product is annotated as zinc finger SWIM domain-containing protein 4-like. The record is from RefSeq and is a predicted model, not a curated record. Bases 15 to 3680 code for a protein of 1221 amino acids. Gene Ontology annotation, molecular function: 3'-5' DNA helicase activity; zinc ion binding; ATP binding. Lineage: Eukaryota; Metazoa; Arthropoda; Insecta; Coleoptera; Curculionidae. Gene Ontology annotation, biological process: DNA replication; double-strand break repair via homologous recombination. Gene Ontology annotation, cellular component: chromosome; cytoplasm; nucleus. The transcript is spliced from 10 exons.